This is a messenger RNA of Venturia canescens, 6479 nucleotides long. Its product is annotated as insulin-like growth factor 1 receptor. NCBI's taxonomy places the organism in Eukaryota, Metazoa, Arthropoda, Insecta, Hymenoptera, Ichneumonidae. Gene Ontology annotation, biological process: positive regulation of MAPK cascade; cell surface receptor protein tyrosine kinase signaling pathway; multicellular organism development. Gene Ontology annotation, molecular function: insulin receptor substrate binding; insulin receptor activity; ATP binding. The transcript is spliced from 7 exons. The record is from RefSeq and is a predicted model, not a curated record. Gene Ontology annotation, cellular component: plasma membrane; insulin receptor complex; axon. Bases 1778 to 6091 code for a protein of 1437 amino acids.
UUCGGGAGGGCUGAGAGUCACGUUUGAAAUCGCUUCACCGCGCGUCGUUUUUUCGUUCUGUUACUAACGUUUGAGUCCCUCGUCGGUAUUUGUGGUGGAGUUGCAUAGCGGCUUGUGUGUUCGCUCGGAUGGCGACUCGUGAAACACGUCACGUAUAUAUCGGAACCGGGUUAUUCGAGACAGGCUCGUUAUCCGGAGUUAAACGGAUCUUUGUAACACGAGAACGGUAAGCAUAGUGAGAGAGAAAGAGAGAGAGAGAGAGCGAAGAUAAAGCGGUCAAAUUCAAUAAAAAAAGUUCAUAAAAAUCAGAAAAAUAAACAGCGAAGUGUACGAAGGGAUUGUUUUGACCGAGUGUUUGUGAUUCGUGUGUGUUCAUCUAUAUAUAUAUAUUUGGAUGCAAGAAAGUUAAGUGCUGUGGCGUUGAUUCGUCGACCGGAUCGCCCGCCGAUUGGAAUAAUUGAGCAUAUAGAUACACAUAUACAAAUUCAUAUAUGCGUAUCGGCCUGUGUGUCUCUUGAUAUUGGGGAAUACAUACGAAUUUGGUGGAAGCGCUGACGAGAGAAUCGCACAAUCAUGAAGACAAAAAAAUUCUUCAUAUUCAACAAGAAGCUUCUUUAACCCCGAUGCGACGAUUCGAUCAUCGAGCAUUUAACGAGAAGGAGGAGGUGGAGUAAAGAAGCGCGGAAGAAAAUCAUGAGCGAACGAGAAGAAGAAGGCGUUUUCUAGAAAAUCGGUAUCUCGACGCCGUUGCGAUUCGAAAAUUUCAACGACAAGAGGGGAAGCUUCGACGACGAGAAUAAAGAGGAGGAGACAUUGAAAGGAGCAAUUUUGGGAGACGGCGGAGUAUCGGAGAGCGAUCGAGGCAAGGGGGGGGGGAGGAUCAUCCGUUUAUCUCGAGUGAGAGGUCGAAAAAUCGAGUGUAAAAUAGACACAUGUUUUGCGAAGGGGAGGAGAUAAAGGGCUUCGUGCGUAGGUCGCGACUCGUGUAAUAAACCUAUUCGGUGAAGUUGACUUCGUGAUUCGCGAUCGGGAGGAGUUCCCCCGAUGCGACCUGGCGGGGCAGUAAUUUUUUCGCGGGAACCGGAAGUUCUGGUGGACGUGAACGAGAGCGUGAAAAAUAACAGGGGGAAGAAGAACAUUGAAGUGAGCCGAUUCGGUGGCUGUUACCGUUCCAACUGUUGCGACUUCAUAGAGGCAAAAACCUGGCGAAGAUCAGGGAGGACAUUGGCAACGGCGAGGAGAAUCAAGGAUCGCGAGGUAUAUAUCAUCGAGCUGGAAAGGAGGAAAGGAAGCCAUUUUAAUAUACGUAAGAACAGCAGGGGGGAGUACGGAGACGAGGCCGUGGAGGAGAGAAGGGAGAAAACGUUGGACGAGGAAACUGAAAAGUUGAGAGAAUCGGGACGCCUCGUUUUUCAAAACUCGCCCAUUCCGAAGGGAAAUAUUUGUGGCAAAAAGAUUUUUUCGUCCAUAGAUUCAGAGUUCUUGUAUCGCGAUAUCAAACAAAGGACUAAGAGACGAAGACGGCGAAGAAGAAGACGAGGAAGAGAACGAGGAGGAGAAGAAGAAGAAGAAGAAUAAGAAAAAUAAAAAGAAGAGAAAGAAGAAGGGGAGCAAUUAUUCGGGUGGUGGUAGGGACAAAUCGCGUUUGAACCCCUCCUCUACCCCCUUCCCCCGUUCCUAUUUCACACACUCUGUAAAAAACGAUCCCCACGCUAGUGUUCAACACUACUCGGGUACGAUAAAUCAGUGAAAAUCAUCGUGUUCAUGAGUCGAAAAGAUGAGGACGCGGAAGUUGCUGAUAUCCCUCGUAGUGUAUUUUCUCCUUAUCGGAUACUUCGUACACUCUCAGGAAAACCCUCCACGUCCUAAAAACAAAUACGACUAUUCCUUUUACUCCAAACAAUCCGAUAAAACCGUCAAUGGAAAAUACAAAUCACUCGACUCGGACAAAUAUCAACGUGGCAAACAGUCCUUGGGGGUUGAUGAUCCACAUUUCACAUCUAAAACCGACCAAGAUUCACAAGAUCAGGAUUAUGCCUACCAAAACAACGGAACCGUCGACGCGCCUGCUGGCUCUUUGGAGGGGAUGUCAGAAGAAAAGAGCAACCAAUCGACAUCGACGAGUAAGCCGAAAGAGUAUGUUGAGCCGAGUGAAUCGUCGAGUGAAAAAAAUUUGUCGAAACAGAAAGUUCUGACAAUAGCUGAUGGAGUAUGCUCGGACAUCGAUAUACGAAACAAUGUUGACAGCUUCAAAGUCCUGGAGGAUUGUCACGUUAUCGAGGGUUUUCUACAGAUAGUGUUGAUCGAGAACGACUCUGAGGAUGAUUUUCAGAAUAUCAGUUUCCCCAAAUUGCGCGAAGUCACGGAUUUCGUUCUUAUCUAUCGCGUCAACAAUCUCAAAACGCUCGGUGGAAUUUUGCCGAAUCUCGAAGUUAUCCGAGGUGACGUUUUGUUUGCUGAUUAUUCAUUCAUGAUUUACGAGAUGCAGAAUUUGCAGGAGAUUGGCCUGAACAGAUUGACCGAAAUAUCGAGAGGCGCCGUCAGGAUAGAGAAAAAUCCUUCUCUGUGUUAUCUUUCGACUCUUGACUGGGGAUUGAUCGUUAGAGCAGGCGAAAACUUCAUCAAAGAUAACAGCAACGAAGCUCCGUGCCCUGUUUGUUCGCAUUGCCCUAACGGACGAUGCUGGAACGCGAAGCAUUGCCAGAAGACCGAAAAGCAGAAAUGCCAUGAACAGUGUCUGAGCGAGUGCGACGGUCCCACCGAAGCCGAUUGUUACGUUUGCAAAAAUUUUCAAUACCAGGGCCGAUGUGUCGAGAAUUGCCCGUCUCAUUUAUUUGCGUAUCGUUCGCGAAGAUGCAUCACAAAGGAGGAAUGUCUGAGAGUGAACACUUUGCCACAUGCUCAAAAAGCCGAAGAAACCGGUCCAUGGCGACCUUUCAACGGCUCCUGUUUAGUUCAGUGUCCUCAUGGUUUUGAGGAGGCAAUCGAUGAAAACAACCUGACGACGUGUCGAGUCUGCGACGGUCUCUGUCGAAAAGUAGGUCGCAGCGCGAUAAUACGUCACGUCGCGGACGCUCAGAUUUUUCGUGGUACGAUGAUAAUAAAAGGCGCUCUCGAAUUUCAAAUACGAAACGGUAAUCCGACGAUAAUGAACGAAUUGACGGAAGCGUUUGGUAUGGUGGAAGAAAUAACGGAGUAUUUGAAGGUGACGCAUUCGUUUCCACUAACGUCACUGGGUUUCUUCAAAAAAUUGCGUGUCAUAAGAGGGGAAAAAUUGGAUAUAAACAACGCGAGUCUCCUUAUCCUUGACAAUCCAAAUCUCUCGGAUCUUUUUCCGGAGGAUCAGCAGAUCGAAAUACAAAAGGGGCGUUUGUUUUUUCACUACAAUCCAAAAUUGUGUUUGUCGAGAAUCGAGCGGUUGGGAAGAAUGGUCGGAAUAACAAAUUUCACGCAUCUCGAAGUUCAGCGUGAAUCAAACGGAGAAAAAGUAGCCUGUGACAUCGUCGACAUAAACAUCAGAGUCGAUGCUGUGGGCCCGAAUUACGCGAAUCUUGUUUGGGACUCUUACAAGCCUCACCGGGACCAACAGUUGCUCAGUUAUUUGCUUAAUUACAUCGAGACGGACAACGAUAAUAUAAGCUACGAAGGAAAUUCUUGUGGCAAGCGCAAUAACAACACCUGGCAAAUAAUAGACGUCGUAUUACCGAGAAACGAAGCUCCCCAAAUGAACAUAUCGCAGAUAUUGCUCGACUUGAAGCCCUACACGAAAUACGCGGCUUACGUCAAAACUCUGACGGCCCGGAAGAAAAAUUACUUGACCAGUCCGACGGGCCAGUCGAAAAUUAUUUUUUUUCGUACCCGAAGCGACGUGCCAUCGGUCGCAACUGAUUUGAUCUCUUUUGCGGUGAGCGAUACGGAAAUCGUAGUGAAAUGGGGACCUCCGGAACGUCCGAACGGUCCGAUAUACUAUUACAUCGUUUCCGGCUUCAUAAGACCCGAUGACGAGAAAUUAUUGGAAUCCCGUGAUUAUUGCAAGCAUGGACUUGUCCCGGAAAUAGAAAACGAGCCCGUAACCGAAAUAAUCGUCAGACCAUCCGACAUCGAUCCCAAAUCUUGUUGCACCAAAGACGAGCAAACCACGUUAUCGAUGUCAAAGAAAUUCGAGAUUUUUUGUUACGAAAACAUGACCAGCGGUUCGCUCUCAAGCGGAGGUAAAAAUCAUUGUUAUUCUCAUCGGUACAACACCGUCGAGACUGAUUUUUAUAGCAUUGCCAAUAAUUUAUCUUCGUCCCGACCUUCGAUGAAAGAUUUCAAUUGGAGAAACACGCGUAACGACAUCAUCGACGACACGAGGACGCGAAUAUGGAACGGAAUAUACUAUUCGUUCGUGCACAAUGUCAGCAUGAACAACAGCUCUUACUUAUUGAAGAAUUUACGACAUUUUUCACUGUACACGAUAUCGGUCGCUGCUUGCGGUCAAAAAUUGGAAAAUGGCACGCAAAUGUGUUCCUCGAUACAAUACUCCAAUUCGAGAACGAAAAAACGCCCGAGCGCCGAUGAUGUGAGCAACGUAAACGUUCACGUUUUGAACGACACAAUCGUCUCGAUAAGCUGGGACUCGCCGACCGAUCCAAACGGCCUUAUCGUCGCUCACACCAUCGAGUAUACCAAUUUAAUAAUCAAGGACGCUAUCAAGAGCACCGCGUGCGUAACGCAUAAUAAUUAUCGUCAAAAACGCGGCACACACUUUCUUCGGAAUUUGAGCCCCGGCAAGUACAGCGUCAGAGUCCGUUCGAUGUCGCUCGCUGGCGAAGGAAAUUUUUCAGAGCCCAUUAACUUUAGCAUCGGCCUCAAAGAGGACAACACCAUCGUUCUCGUCCUUUUGCUCAUCUUCGGCUUUCUUGCAACCAUUUUCGUCGUUGGUUAUCUCGUAAAUCGUAAUCACCGUCGAAAACGACAGCAGCAGAGGCUCAUCGCGAGCGUUAAUCCCGAUUACAUCGAGUGCAAAUACGUCAAGGACUCGUGGGAAGUUCCCCGCGAUAAUGUUGAGAUACUCGACGAACUGGGUCUCGGUAACUUCGGCAUGGUUUAUCGCGGACUUCUUUGUGGCGCUACUCAAGUCGCCAUCAAAACGAUACCCGAAUCUUCAUCGGACGCUGACAAAAACGAGUUUCUCAACGAAGCCUCCGUCAUGAAGAACUUUUCGACCUUUCACAUCAUCAAACUACUUGGCGUCGUUUCCGAUGGCUCACCGCCGUACGUCAUUAUGGAACUCAUGGAUAACGGCGAUCUCAAAACUUAUUUACGGAGAAUUCGUGAAACUCAUCUCGUCCCCGAUGUCUCCAGGGUCAUUCGAAUGGCCGGCGAAAUCGCUGACGGCAUGGCCUACUUGGAAUCUAAAAAAUUUGUACACCGCGAUUUGGCUGCGAGAAAUUGUAUGGUCUCGAAAGAUCUCGUUUGUAAAAUCGGGGAUUUCGGCAUGGCUCGAGACAUCUACGCUACGGAUUAUUAUAAAAUUGGUAAAAAAGGACUUUUACCGAUCAGAUGGAUGGCCCCGGAAAAUCUUUCCGACGGUGUUUUCACCUCCGAUUCGGACGUCUGGUCUUUCGGCAUCGUUCUCUACGAGAUUCUCACUCUCGCCGAAAUCCCUUAUCAGGGUUUUUCCAACGAGGAAGUUCUCAAUUACGUUCUUCGACGCGGCACCGUCAACGUGCCCCGAAACAAUCCCGAAUUGAUAAUCAAAUUGAUGGAAAAAUGCUUCAAAUGGCGGCCGAGCGAGCGUCCGACUUUUAUGGAAAUAGUCGCCGAGCUCGAGCCCUUUUUGAGCCAAGAUUUCUGCGAAAAGUCCUUCUACCACUCGGAACAAGGUGUCGAAAUUCGUAAUCUCGGCUUGAAAAAAGUUUAUCACCACGCAGCCCCGAUUCGUUUCCAUUGGGGCAACGAGACCGCUCGUUGGGUCAAAGAAUUCGAGGACAACGUGACCUUGCUCGAUCAAACCAAAGCCGGCACGAGUCGUGGUAGAAUAUUCAAAAAUGGUUUUCAACAUUUUGGCAAUUUACCGAUAAUGGAGGACGUUCCGCUCGAUAGAUGAGAAACUCCCUUAAAAUGUAACAUCGAUUUUGAGGGGGAUCUCUGUGAGUUCGCGACAUCCUCGUCACCGAGUCAGAAGACACGGAAAAAAAAUGAAAAAACGAAAAUCACAUACCGGAAAUAAUCCGCAGAUUAUUUCGGGAUAAUACGAAUGUACAAAUAGUUCUCAGGGCAACGCAAAUCGGCGGAGAUCCACGGGGGAGUCUCUUGAAAGUAUGUAGUGACAUGAGGAAAAAAAACAAAGAAGAAUUAAUCUUCACGUAAAUAAGGAAAAGGUCCAUCCUAAAGGACGUCAAACGAGGCAUUCAAACUCGUUUUCAUCCAUUGAGCAGAGAAAAUGAAACCUGCGACAACAAAGAGACUGGCGAAAUAAAAAGAAUUUUGAGAAA